GUGAGGUCCAUGGGUUAUUGGCGCCUCUUUUGACCUGUUCGAUGGAAUUCCAUGGCAGAAGCGGGAGAGGCGUGGACGUCAACUCCCAAGUCGUUUAAUUUUUUGUCGGUGCCAAUGCCGGUUUUGCGCCUUUGCGCGAGUAUUAUAAUCAACAACGCUUUCAAGAAGUCAUAAUUCUAUUUUCCUUUUAAGGGGGAAGGAGUAUCACCUCAUGGAUCAGCCCUCCAUUUAUGGAAAGUAUUGAAGAUCCUAAUCCUUCUUGCCUUCCCUCCCCGAGAGCUUUGUGUGUAACCAAGAAGAGAUCCAUCUUGGAUCUUGCAAAUCUUGUGCAAGUUCCUUGAAUUUUGCUCGCGCACCCCAUUCUUCCCAGAACUUGGGAGCUCUCUUUUUUUGCCUUGCCGAGAUGGUUUGUGAGAUUGAUGAUGGCAGUGGUCGAGGAGUUGAUGAAGAGAGUGCGCACAUUGAUUCGGGGCAUUCGAGGCUACACGAGCUUGGUUACAAGCAGGAGCUGAAGCGUGAUUUAUCGCUGCUCUCCAAUUUUGCCUUUUCUUUUUCCAUCAUAUCAGUUCUUACUGGGAUAACCACUCUGUACAACACAGGGCUCACAUUUGGGGGCCCUGUUGCCACCACAUAUGGGUGGUUAGUUGCUGGAUUCUUCACCAUGUUCGUUGGGUUGUCUAUGGCUGAAAUCUGCUCCUCCUAUCCGACUUCUGGGGGUCUAUACUAUUGGAGUGCUAGGCUCUCUGGAAAGGAGUGGGCACCGUUUGCUUCAUGGUUGACGGGCUGGUUCAACAUUGUUGGUCAGUGGGCAGUCACUACAAGUGUGGACUAUUCACUUGCUCAAUUAGUUCAAGUUAUCAUCCUACUUGGAACUGGUGGUGCUAAUGGUGGUGGAUACAAGGCCUCUAAGUAUGUUGUCAUUUGUUUCCAUGGGGGGAUUCUUCUUGUACAUGCUAUUUUGAACAGUCUUCCCAUUAGUUGGCUGUCAUUUUUUGGACAGAUUGCUGCUGCAUGGAACAUUCUAGGUGUAUUUGUCCUUAUGAUUCUCAUACCUGCUGUGGCAACUCAUAGGGCUACUGCUAAGUACGUUUUUACACAUUUCAAUACAGACAACAAUGUCGGGAUCCAAAGUAAAUUAUACAUAUUUGUACUUGGUCUCCUCAUGAGUCAGUAUACGCUAACUGGUUAUGAUGCCUCAGCUCAUAUGACAGAGGAGACCAAAAAUGCAGACAAAAAUGGGCCAAAAGGAAUAAUCAGUUCUAUUGGGAUAUCCAUAGUUGUUGGAUGGGGUUACUUGCUCGGUAUUACAUUUGCUGUAACCAACAUCCCAUACCUUUUAAGCAGCGAAAAUGAUGCUGGUGGUUAUGCUAUUGCUGAGGUGUUUUAUUUGGCUUUCAAGGAUAGAUAUGGCAAUGGGGUUGGAGGCAUUAUUUGCCUAGCAGUGGUUGCUGUUGCCAUCUUUUUCUGUGGUAUGAGUUCAGUAACAAGCAAUUCCAGGAUGGCAUAUGCAUUUUCAAGAGAUGGGGCUAUGCCAUUUUCAUCAUUGUGGCACAAAGUAAACAAGCAGGAAGUUCCAAUAAAUGCUGUUUGGCUUUCAGUGUUCAUUUCAUUUUGCAUGGCCUUAACGUCUCUAGGUAGCCUCGUCGCCUUCCAAGCAAUGGUGUCAAUUGCCACUAUUGGGCUCUACAUAGCAUAUGCACUUCCAAUAUUUUUCAGAGUGACACUAGCUCGGAAGUCAUUCGUUCCGGGCCCAUUCAACUUGGGCAAGUACAGCAUUUUUGUUGGUUGGGUUGCCGUCCUCUGGGUUGCCACGAUAGCUGUUCUUUUCUCGCUCCCUGUUGCCUAUCCAAUUACCAAGGAUACUCUGAAUUACACACCAGUUGCUGUGGGUGGCGUUCUGCUUGUCACUGUAUCAUCUUGGAUUCUCAGUGCAAGACAUUGGUUCAAAGGCCCCACAACCAACAUUGAUACAAGAAUUUUAUUUUAGAAACAGCUUAUAUAUUAUGUGCCCCAUCCAUAACCAAUAAUGGUAGCUUCUUUUCAGAAAAAAAAAAAAAAAAUUAUGGGAUUUGGGGUGGAUCAAGAAGGAAAGUCUGUCGAAGAUGUCCCUCUGCAAUUUGCAUUAUCCGUUUCUUUAAAAUCUUUGUAUUCGUUUAUUAGAUGACACGUCAAAUUAUUUGUAAAUUUGUACUUAAGUGAUGGUGGGUGGAAUUAAUCCGUAGUCACCACUGUACAUCAUGGGAUAUACUAGAUGAUUUUCAUCUUAUAAGCAACAUAUUCUCAGUGAGAGAGAGA
Messenger RNA from Nymphaea colorata (pocket water lily), 2295 nucleotides. RefSeq names its product amino-acid permease BAT1 homolog. Gene Ontology annotation, molecular function: L-alanine transmembrane transporter activity; L-glutamate transmembrane transporter activity; gamma-aminobutyric acid transmembrane transporter activity. Lineage: Eukaryota; Viridiplantae; Streptophyta; Magnoliopsida; Nymphaeales; Nymphaeaceae. Gene Ontology annotation, cellular component: membrane. The coding region runs from base 404 to 1987 and encodes 527 amino acids. Gene Ontology annotation, biological process: transmembrane transport; gamma-aminobutyric acid transport. The record is from RefSeq and is a predicted model, not a curated record. The transcript has 8 exons.